AUGCAAGCCGUCGAUAAUCCCAAUCGAAUCGAUUUCACAAUCAUCAUAACAAUUGCCGUACACACCGUAGCCAUGGCGAGAGCUGAUGAAGAGAUAGCACAGCAGUGGGAGGGAAAUCCUUUGAACAGCCCACGCCAGUUAAGGAGUGGCGCGAAGGCGGGCGAGAAUCAGGCUGCGGGCAGCCCAAAAAAGCCAAAGAGUAACAUGACGGGAGGCGGGCAGCCCGAAGGUGGGGCUGCUAGGGGGGUAAAGAUCACCAGCGCAAAACAGCUUCCAGUGAAUCCUCGAGCUCGCUCUACCUCGCCGGAGCCUGAGGAUGGGGAGCCUCAGGAGAACAUCCCGCCUCAGGAGAACAUCCAGCCUCAGGAGAACAUCCAGCCUCAGGAGAACAUCCAGCCUCAGGAGAACAUCCCGCCUCAGGAGAACAUCCAGCCUCAGGAGAACAUCCCGCCUCAGGAGAACAUCCAGCCUCAGGAGAACAUCCCGCCCCAGGAGAACAUCCAGCAUCAGGAGAAUACCCGGCUUCAGGAAGGACCCGAAAAUCCACCAGAGCAAGAGCAACAGAACGCCCAAGAUCAGCUCCAGAACCAGGUCCAGAACCAGGUCCAAACCCAAGGAGAUGCUAUGUCUACAACUCCCUCGAACGGUAUACCUGUCCAAAAUUCAUCAUGGCAAGAGCAACAGAACGCCCAAGAUCAGCUCCAAAACCAGAACCAAGGAGAGAAGCAAGAUCCAAGAAAUGAACAAGAGCGACUAGUUAGGUAUCGAGAAAAGUUCAAGACAAUGUUUCUAGAUGAGGAUUUCUGGAAAAUGAUCAAGGAAGACGUCGACGUCCGGGAUUGGCUCCAACAAGAGGUUGCAAAAAGGAGCAGACCUGAUUCGGCACCCCCUUUUGAUUCUCAGCCCAACCGGGAAGAGAAUCUUCAGUACGCGCCGCAACAGCCAUCCGCGCCGCAACAGCCAUCCGCGCCGCAGCAGCCAUCCGCGCCUCAGCAGCCAUCCGCGCCUCAGCAGCCAUCCGCGCCUCAGCAGCCAUCCGCGCCUCAGCAGCCGUCCAUGCCCCAGCGGGGAGGACCACAGGGGCCUCUACAGCAGAGCAGGCUCAGGGAAAUAUGGUUUAAAGAUCCAGAGACCUCACAGUACACCAGAGCGAGGAUAUAUGCUAGGAUGCGCCAGCGAGGUAGGAUGGCCGUCGAGCUGCCUUCGCUCAAUCCCGACUUCCCAGAGUGCCCGCGACGCUACAAUGUGCCGUGUAAAUUUUAUAGUGUGACUUGGAAUACGCUACCGAAACUCGCUGGAGCCGCAGGUUGGCAGAGAUUAAAAGGGAUCAAAGAUGCGGGAGGUUGCUCCGGCAUCUGGGAAGCGCACAGGCCUGAUGUGACAGGUCUAAUCAGCUCACCCGGAUAUGCGAUCGAGCCCCAGGGCUUGCCUUUCCAAAACUUGGAGCUCCCGUUACCUGAAGCUGUCGAGUGGCAUAGCAAGUCGGAUGCACAGCAUGUCUUUGGAGAUUAUAGCGAGCAGAUGCAAAUGUACAGGAUCAAAUCAGGCCAGGUGGACCCAAAGAUACCACGUCCGGUCCAUCACAGGGAAUUUUUGCAAGCCCGUGCUAUGGAGUACGAUGGCGCGGAAGCAGGCUUACAAAACAUUGAAAAACAGCGGGAAGAGGAAAAGGAGGAGAUAAAGCGUAUGCAAGCUUUGCUGGCGAAGGAGCGGAUGGAUGUGAUGUGGAUGGCUCAAAAGCAGGGCCAGGGAGCAGGGGGUGCAAGCGAGAGGCCAGGCCGAAUACCGUUUCCUACCCCGCCCGCAGAUGACUUUAGGAAGCGCUAG
This is a messenger RNA of Diaporthe amygdali, 1827 nucleotides long. RefSeq lists its product as uncharacterized. Lineage: Eukaryota; Fungi; Ascomycota; Sordariomycetes; Diaporthales; Diaporthaceae. The record is from RefSeq and is a predicted model, not a curated record. The coding region runs from base 1 to 1827 and encodes 608 amino acids. The transcript has a single exon.